This is a messenger RNA of Malassezia sympodialis ATCC 42132, 1851 nucleotides long. RefSeq lists its product as uncharacterized. Gene Ontology annotation, molecular function: pyridoxal phosphate binding; serine C-palmitoyltransferase activity. Lineage: Eukaryota; Fungi; Basidiomycota; Malasseziomycetes; Malasseziales; Malasseziaceae. The record is from RefSeq and is a predicted model, not a curated record. Gene Ontology annotation, cellular component: serine palmitoyltransferase complex. Gene Ontology annotation, biological process: sphingosine biosynthetic process; ceramide biosynthetic process.
AUGGCAGCCAUGUUGGCAUGCGAUGAAGGCGCCGGUGGGAACGAGGUGGUCGCUGUGAAGGGGCUGCAGCAUUCCGAGUAUGGGCACUGCAGCAAUGAGCAGUACCGAUGGACGUCUAAGUACGAUCGGAGCCGCCUGGGCAUCACCGAGGAUGAGAGCCCGAGCUACUGGACGGUGAUCACUACGUACAUGAUCUACAUCAUGUUGAUCUUGUUCGGGCAUGUACGCGACUACAUCGGAUGUCGCCUGUAUCCCCGGGACUUUGCCCACUUGCGGGAGAACAAUGGCUAUGCGGCACUCAACUCGGACUUUGACAGCUUCUUCACGCGCCGGCUCAAGAUGCGCAUCGACAACUGUUUUGAGCGACCGGUCACGGGUGUGUGUGGCCGCACGGUCGUGAUGCUGGAGCGCAAGUCGAACGAUUACCACCGAACCUUUUAUCUCACAGGGCGCAAGCGCCGUGCGCUAAACGUGAGUGCGUAUAACUACCUGGGCUUUGCGCAGUCGCACGGCGAGUGCGCGGACAACGUCGAGACCGGACUCGACCUGUACGGCAUCUCGAGCGGCGGCGCGCGCCUGGGCGUCGGCACGCUCGAUCUGCAGGUGCAGGCUGAGAAGAUGGUGGCGGCCUACCUGCAGCAGGAGGACGCGAUGCUCGUGAGCAUGGGCUAUGCCACGAACAGCACCACGAUCCCGGCGAUUGCCGGGCCAGGCACGCUGAUCCUCUCGGACGAGCUGAACCACACGUCGCUGCGUGCUGGUGUGCGUAUGAGCGGCGCAAACAUUCGCACGUUCAAGCACGGCGACAUGGCAAACCUGGAGUCGCUCUUGCGCGAGUGCAUCAGCCAGGGACAGCCACGCACGCACCGCCCGUGGAAGAAAAUUGUGCUGCUCAUUGAAGGCCUGUACUCGAUGGAGGGCACGAUCGUGGACCUGCCGCGUGUGCUGGAGCUCAAGCGACGCUACCGCUUCUACCUGUAUGUCGAUGAGGCGCAUUCGAUCGGAGCACUGGGCCCGCACGGCCGUGGCGUGUGCGAUUACUUUGGCGUGGACCCGAACGAGGUCGAUAUACAUAUGGGCACGUUUACCAAGUCGUUUGGGGCGGUGGGUGGCUAUAUCGCAGGCAAGAAGGCGCUGAUUGACCGCAUCCGCCUGGCCAACUUUUCGAACGUGUAUGGCGAAACGAUGGCGCCCCCUGUCAUGGUGCAGAUCCUAUCGACGAUCGCUACGAUCAUGGCCGUGGGCCGCACGCCUGAAAAGCGCGCGCUGCUGCCGGCGUGGACGCACUUUUCCGAGCCGUUCCUCGCGGGCAUCGAGGGGCAGCAACGCCUGCAGCGCCUCGCGUUCAACGCGCGGUACCUGAACCAUGGGCUGCGCAAGCUUGGCUUUAUUAUCUGGGGCAGCCGCGACAGCCCUGUGAUUCCACUGCUCCUGUUCCAGCCGAGCAAAAUGACGCUUUUCAGCGAGUUCAUGCAAAACCGCGAGCUGGCACUUCCGCCCUCAAAAAAGUGGGAGGUCGCGGACGAGGCGUGGAACUCGGCCUCGCUCACUGCCGCCCACCUUCCGCCGGCGCCUUCCGGCGCUCCUCAGCGUCGCCCACCGAUUGUGGUCGUCGUUGUGGCAUACCCAGCUACACCCCUCACCUCGACGCGCGUACGCUUCUGUGUCAGCUCAUCACACACCAAGGACGACAUCGACGACGUGCUGCGCGCGUGCGACGAAAUCGGCUCGACUAUCGGCCUAAAGUACACGGACGGCGGCCCCGGUGGGCGCUGGACGAUCGACCAGGUCACGGCGCACCCGAUGGCGCUCGUCGCGUGGAACGGCACCGAUCCUCUGCCGCCGCCAUAG